Messenger RNA from Gongylonema pulchrum, 333 nucleotides. NCBI's taxonomy places the organism in Eukaryota, Metazoa, Nematoda, Chromadorea, Rhabditida, Gongylonematidae. The record is from the annotation of a GenBank genome assembly.
AUGUCGGCAAGGAUCGGCUAUCAGCUGGAAGACAUAUCACGAUAUUUGGAUGGAUUACAAGAGCAGAAGAAAGCAAGCGAAAACGUGGUCGUUCGUUUGAAAAAAGAUCGCGAAUUGAUUGCUCGCCAGAUUGAUGAGCUACGCCUGACGCUCAACAAUUUGGAUUUGAAGAUUGAAAAAGAGGAAGAAAUUUGCUCACGCCUCGAUUCAACGAUUGCGCAUGCUAAUGAAACAUACCAAAAGCUUGUCGAAUCUUCGCAAAGUUUAGUGGACUAUGUCAAGAAAGAGUAUGAAGGUGCGAGAAGCUCCGGAUCUUCGAUUACUCGGGACUGA